CACUUACUAUGUACAUACCUACCUCAUUACCUCUGGAGCCAUAUAGCAGCAAGGGCAGAUACGACGGUAACUUCGAUACGACAGCCUGACAACAGAUGGACUGGAAUAUGGCCGCUUUAUGACGUUGACUUUUAAUUUGAACAUCUGCCAGGUUGAAGGUUAAAGGCAAAAAGAGAAUACCACUUUACACUUCAAAAUGGAAUUCAUCACAGCCCUCCGAGGCAACUUCGACGAUCAGAAGCCGUCCCUAUUCGAGCUGCUUUCCGAGCAUCAGCUAAACGCCCUUUUGCCCCCGACGCUUCGCUACCUUUUGACCGUCGCCACGCAACGAUACCCUCGAUACCUUCUCCGCGCCUUGAACUCUUUCGAUGAAUUAUACGCGCUCGCCAUGCUCGUCGUCGAGCGCCACUACCUUCGUACGCGCGGCGGCAGCUUCACCGAGCACUUCUAUGGAUUGAAGCGAGAGAAAGCUCUGCAAGCCGAGAUUCCGCGCGCCGCUGCUACUGCGCCGGGCAUCGUUCGCGACACUCUCAAGCUGAGCGAGAAGGACAUAUGGAAAAAUCUCGCUGUUAUGGUCGCCAUUCCCUACUUGAAGCGCAAGCUGGACGAGAGCCACGAGAUCGAGGCCCCUCGAGCCCUCCUCGGCACCAAUUACACGCGUAUGCCUCCGCGCCCGAACAUCAGACAGCGGAUCAUGCAUUAUUACAAGUGGUUCAUACGGAACGUCUAUCCAAGCGUGCACGCGGCCUACUAUUUUAGUAUUAUCGCCUUCAAUCUGGCAUACCUCUUCGAUAAUACCAAAUUCCACAACCCUUUCCUAUGGCUUAUUGGCACGAGGAUGCGCCGCAUGAAUGCCGCCGACUUCCAAGCUAUCGAAGCACUAAGUAAACCCAAGACAGGCAACCCGCCGGGCCCAACAAGCAUAUUUAACCCUAGGACAAUGGGGCCAAAAAUAUUGGGGGGUUUAUCUGUGCUACUGCCAACAAGCAUCUUUGCACUAAAAUUCUUAGAGUGGUGGUAUGCAUCUGAUUUUGCGAAGCAGCUAUCAAGGAAGGCUGCAGAGAAUCUUGAGUUACCACCUCCUCUUGUUUCGGGACUCUCAGCACUCGGCACAAAGCUACAACUAAAGCAAAGCAAGCAAGUUGAGCACAAGAACCAGCAAGAAGAUGUUGACCGAACACCGCUGGCUGAGAAUGCCCCUAUUGCCACAUCAUCCUUGCUACCUAUUCUCACCGUAUCGCGUCCAGACAACUCCGAAUUAUGCCCUAUAUGUGAGGAUGAGAUUACAACCGCCACAGCCUGCCAGACCGGAUUCGUGUACUGCUACGCUUGUAUACAUAAAUGGCUUGAAGGAAUACAUCAGCGACAAGAAGAGUUCAUGGUCGAUAAAGCUGGUAAAUGGGACAGUGGUAAAGGUCGUUGUGCCGUCACAGGACGACGUGUGCUUGGAGGGACUGAGGGAUUAAGACGGAUCAUGGUCUAAGAUAUUCUGAGGACUUCUACCAAUAUUCACGGGCCUAAAUGACGUUGUAUGAUUAUCAUGCUACUCAGUUGAUACGUUUGGUCGUCAUCCUAGGUGCCCAAACCUAGCACAGCAUACCAAGACUCAUUACUAACUGAUAAUCACUCCAAAGUACGAACCCUACUAUAAGGGUAUCUCGAUUUGACGCGGCUGCAAUCACAUUUCGACCGGCCUAGAAAGUUAG
This is a messenger RNA of Xylaria bambusicola, 1706 nucleotides long. Its product is annotated as putative peroxisome biosynthesis protein (PAS10/Peroxin-12). The coding region runs from base 197 to 1483 and encodes 428 amino acids. The record is from RefSeq and is a predicted model, not a curated record. Gene Ontology annotation, biological process: protein monoubiquitination; protein import into peroxisome matrix. NCBI's taxonomy places the organism in Eukaryota, Fungi, Ascomycota, Sordariomycetes, Xylariales, Xylariaceae. The transcript has a single exon. Gene Ontology annotation, cellular component: peroxisomal importomer complex; peroxisomal membrane. Gene Ontology annotation, molecular function: zinc ion binding; ubiquitin-protein transferase activity; protein binding.